Fibroporia radiculosa is the source of this 2514-nucleotide messenger RNA. RefSeq lists its product as uncharacterized. The transcript is spliced from 12 exons. Gene Ontology annotation, cellular component: vacuolar proton-transporting V-type ATPase complex; fungal-type vacuole membrane; vacuolar proton-transporting V-type ATPase, V0 domain. NCBI's taxonomy places the organism in Eukaryota, Fungi, Basidiomycota, Agaricomycetes, Polyporales, Fibroporiaceae. Bases 1 to 2514 code for a protein of 837 amino acids. Gene Ontology annotation, biological process: vacuolar acidification; proton transmembrane transport. Gene Ontology annotation, molecular function: proton-transporting ATPase activity, rotational mechanism; ATPase binding. The record is from RefSeq and is a predicted model, not a curated record.
AUGGCGGACGAGUAUCCGUCUUCGUUCCGUUCGGAACAGAUGAGUCUGGUACAACUUAUCGUACCGACUGAAGUUGCCCAUGAUACCAUUGCAGAGUUAGGAGAGUUGGGGAAUGUUCAAUUCAAAGACUUAAAUCCAGACGUCAAUUCGUUCCAGCGCUCAUUCGUUGGUGAGAUCCGUCGAGUCGACGAAAUGGCUCGCCGGGUGCGGUUCUUCAGUAGUCAAAUUGAGAAGGAAAAGGACACUAUCCCAAUUCGACCGCUGUACGACUCUGCGCCUUUGCUUACUGUCGGGCCUCGCGCAGCGCAUACUAUGGAUGAGCUGGACUUUAAGCUGAGGGAGCACGAGAGUAGACUUAUCCAAAUGAAUGAUAGUUACCAAGUGCUGUGUGACCGCACGAAGGAGCUGGAGGAAGCCCGACAUGUGCUGCGUGAAACAGCAGUCUUUUUCGAAAAGGCUGCUGGUUAUCAACAGGAAGUUAGGACAUCGUUCGAUGACAGUUCCGCCCCGUUGUUACAACACGACGAUCGAGAGCAGCAGUACUCUUCAGGUAGCAUUCAAUUCGACUUAGAGUUCGUCGCUGGCACAAUAGACCGUGCUCGUCUGCCUACUUUCGAACGUGUACUAUGGCGUGUCUUGCGCGGGAAUCUGUAUAUGAACCAUACAGAUAUUGCAGAGCCGUUUGUCGAUCCUGCGACUGGGGCUGAGACGCGGAAGAAUGUCUUUAUUAUCUUUGCCCACGGAGACAUGUUGCUCGCCAAAAUUCGCAAGGUAGCGGAAUCCAUGGGGGCGACCCUGUAUCCGAUUGACGCCAAUGCAGACAAGCGCUCCGACUCGAUGCGCGAAGUUUCAGCGCGUCUGGAAGACUUGCAGGUUGUUCUCUAUAACACCGGUACAAAUAGGCGGGCGGAGUUAACGAAGAUUGGGGAGAGUCUGGCCAGCUGGGUGGAUGUGGUGCGGAAGGAGAAGCUCAUUUACGAGACGCUCAACUUCCUCAAUUACGAUGCCGGGAGGAAGACGCUUAUCGCUGAAGGCUGGUGUCCAACGAGAGAUAUUCCGAUGAUACAGCUCGCUCUCAGGCAUGCGACGGAAGAGUCGGGAACCAAUGUUCCUCCCAUUCUGCAUGAGCUUCGCACAAACAAGACGCCGCCCACGUUCAUCCGCACGAAUAAAUUUACGGAGGGUUUCCAGACCAUUAUGGAUGCCUACGGUAUUGCCACAUACCAAGAAGUGAAUCCCGGCUUAUUCGCUGUUAUCACAUUCCCGUUCCUUUUCGCGGUAAUGUUCGGUGACAUUGGUCAUGGGUUUAUUGCACUUUCCUCCGCUGUGAUGAUGAUCCUGUUUGAGAGAAAGCUGGCAAGUGCUGAUCUCGGAGAGAUCCUCGGCACGUUCUUCUUCGGUCGCUAUAUUAUACUCCUCAUGGGUGCAUUCUCGAUGUACACUGGCUUCUUGUACAACGACAUCUUCUCCAAGUCGCUGCACGUAUUUUCUUCAGGCUGGACCUGGCCCUCCCAGCAUGGCAAUGGGUCUGUCCCUGCUGUCUCUAACGGCUAUACAUAUCCUAUUGGUAUUGAUCCCGGGUGGCAUGGAGCUGAGAAUGCACUGUUAUUCACAAAUUCAUACAAGAUGAAGAUGUCGAUUGUGCUCGGUGUUAUUCAUAUGACCUUCGCUAUUUGCCUUCAAGUUCCAAAUCACCUCCGCUUCAAACGACACUCGGAUAUCUGGACCAACUUCGUACCACAAAUAUUGUUCUUGCAAUCUAUCUUCGGCUAUCUUGUCGUAUGUAUCAUUUACAAGUGGACGGUAGACUGGGACACCUCGCCCACGGGGCCUCCAUCCCUUCUUAACAUGCUUAUCGGAAUGUUCCUUUCACCUGGUAAAGUCGACCCCGACACGCAGCUAUAUCGUGGUCAAAGCAUGGUUCAGACGAUAUUACUCCUAAUCGCUUUCGUAUGCGUGCCGUGGUUGCUUGUAGCAAAGCCGUACCUCGAGUGGAAAGAGAUGAAGAAGAUCCAGCACCAGGGCUAUAUCGGGCUAGGAACAGAAGACGGUCCAAGACCAACUACAGAUACGGAGCUUGAAGGGGAAGAGGAAGGUAAUGGCAGGGCCAUUGCGGAAGCAAUGGAUGAAGAGCAUGAGCAUCAUGACUUCGGCGAAAUUGUGAUUCAUCAAGUGAUUCAUACCAUUGAAUUCUGCCUAGGAUGUAUCUCGCACACAGCUUCCUAUCUGCGUCUAUGGGCUUUGUCUCUCGCUCAUGCUCAGCUAUCCGAGGUGCUCUGGAGUAUGACCUUAGCAGGCGCCUUGAAGAUGACAGGUGUCAUCGGAAUCUUUGCGAAGCUGUUUAUGGGUGUACUCUGGUUCAGCUUGACAGUGUUUAUCUUGUGUAUCAUGGAGGGCCUGUCUGCGUUUUUGCACGCGCUGCGUCUACAUUGGGUCGAAGCAAACAGCAAGCAUUAUGAAGCAGGAGGUUAUCAAUUUGCGCCGCUUAGCUUUGCGAAGAUGGGCGAGGAAUGA